Messenger RNA from Sebastes umbrosus (honeycomb rockfish), 3609 nucleotides. RefSeq names its product protein sel-1 homolog 3. The record is from RefSeq and is a predicted model, not a curated record. The transcript is spliced from 23 exons. Gene Ontology annotation, molecular function: protein binding. Lineage: Eukaryota; Metazoa; Chordata; Actinopteri; Perciformes; Sebastidae. The coding region runs from base 80 to 3127 and encodes 1015 amino acids.
GUCCGGAUCUUGAGGCUUCUUGUUUCUUUGCAGCUUGAAAAUCUUUAAUGGAGAGAUUAAUGAAAAUACUUUAUCAACCAUGGAUUUCCAUACACUGUACAAAUACAUCUGUGUGUUUGGUCUCAGUAUGCAGAUCGUCCGGGGUUUAGACGAGGUGACGCUCCUGAAUCCUCCAGAGGAGCCUCUUCCAGACCAUCUUUUGGAAGUACUUUACUCCUGUGAUGAACCUGCUAUAGUACAGCUGGACUGUAUCGUAUCCUUUGAAACUGGCAUCACUUCCACAGUCCUGCUCCAACAGUGGAGCUGCGUCCCCGGUGACCCUGAAGUAAAGACUCUGAAGCUGAACUUGCCAGAUUGGUUGGUGUAUCAAGCUGAUGGGAUUAUUCCAGACUCCCAGUGGAUGCUGAGUUGCAUCCUCCGAGCGUCCAUCAGAUACAGUGGAUUUGAUGACACUGUCGCAGCUCAGGAUGUGGCAACUUUGCAGCCUAAACCUUUUUUCAGUCGACCUGUCAAACAGCAUCAACUGUGCAUUUCCUGGAGUACACAAAUGCUGCAAUUAACUCAACGGUUUUCAAAAAAACAAUGCCCUUUGGAGCAAGAAACGGUGCAUUUCCUGUCUGCAAUGUAUGCAUCAACUGGAGAAAGCUUUGGUAUCACGAAGACACUGGCCUCUUAUAGUAAUGAGGUGCUGGAGUAUAUGCGUGUUAAAGCCAUCUCCUUUCCAUGGUGCAUGUUCUCCAUGUGGAUCUUCGUGACCAGAUACUGCCAGGACAACAUGUGUGGACUGUUUUACCAUAUAGACUCUCAUAACAACUAUGUCACACCAACAGUGUUCCUCAAAAAAACAGGCCAGCUACACAUCCAGAUGGAUGGAGAGUCUGAGGGAUCCUCUGCGUUCAUCCCUCCAUUCAAGGUGCCUUUAAGUGAGUGGUGCCAAAUCAGUGUGAUGUUGCACGGCAGAGUGGUGACUGCCUCCAUGGUGAGCAUGAAUACGGAGCAGAGAGCGGUUCAUUCAAUGGAGCAUGUGAUGGGGCAUAAUGUCGUGCUGGAUGACACAGAGGGAUAUUUUGUGAUUGGUGGAGGGAAAUACAUAAGAGGUGUGGAAGGUUAUUUUGGGCCAUUGGUUUACUACCGCAACAGAAUACCACCUCACAGCAGGCCUGAAGUUGUUCUUCCAGAUGUUAUCAGGACCGUGAACCUGACCGGAUGGCUGCAGACCUGUCAAGAAUUUCGUCUGGAGAUGGAUGUCAAAAUCAGUGGCUAUUUUGUCAAGUCCGAACAGGGGGCAGAGUCUGGGACCUGUUUGGAUGCUUUCCGUGAGUGGAUGGUAAAGGACAGACUGCCAUCAACGUCACAGUGCGAGCUGUGGGAGGCGACUGUCCCUCAUAGAAGACAAGCUGCAAAACUGGCCAAGUUUCUGGCUUUCAAAUAUGGAGAAAGGAGAGCAAGCCUGCCAGCUGUGGGCAGAGCACUGUAUUCCUUAUCUCUCCAUAAGCUGAGCAGAGCGAGCAGCACCGGCGUGGUCAGCACAAUAUUACCACUGCUGCUCCAAGCCGGCUGCUUAGCUGAUAACCGAGCUCUGCACAUGGCGUCGCUGCUCUACAGUGCUGGCCUGGGAGUCGAGGAACAGCCCAAUAAGGCUUGGCUCCUGGCCCUGCUGGCAGCCCAGAAGGAUGAUCGAUUAGCACUCCUGCAUCUCGGGCACCUGCACCACGAGGGCCUCCAUGGCCUCCCCACAGACUCAGACCUGGCCUAUGCAUAUUAUGCAAACAUUGCUAAACAGACAACUUUAGACCGUCACAAUCCCACACCACAGCAGACAUUUGUUGAGGCUGUUUACUUAAACAAUGAUGAGGUGUUGGAUCUCCAGACCAGUGAAGACCAUCAUCUGUUCCAGUGGCUGAAACUGCAGGCACGCAGGGGAGCAGCUGAAGCUGAGCAAACGGUUGCCCGGAUGCUGUUCUGGGGUCAGCAGGGAGUGUCUCCAGACAUCCAGAAGGCUGUGAGACACUAUGAAAGGGGAGCUGUCCAGUGGGAGGACCCGGUGUCAAUGUAUGACUAUGGUAUAGUCCUACUACAGGGACAUGGGGUUGAAAAGGACAUUCCAAAAGCUCUCACUUUCCUGAAGAAAGCAAUGGACCAGGACUUUGUUCCUGCCAUCAAUGCCCUAGCCUGGUACUAUGAGCAUUUUGAGAAGGACUACGAGCAGGCGGUGCAGCUGUGGGAGCGGGCUGAUCUCCUCGAGUGUCCAGACGCUGCUUUGAAUCUCGGUGUCAUGCACUCACAGGGUCUGUAUCCGCGAAAAGCUGCUGACCAGUUCAUGGCCUAUCAGUACUAUCGGAAGUCUGCAGAAAGAGGGCACAUCAGGGGAGCAGUUCACCUCGCUAGCAUCUGGACCACUGGGAUACCUGGACGCGUCGACAGACGUCCAUCAGAUGCCCUUUUGUGGGUAAAGUGGGCAGCCGAGCACAACGGAUACCUGGGCAGCAUCUUGCGGAAGGCCUUGGAUUCAUAUCUCAAGAGUGACAUGUUCUGCUCACUGUUAUAUUACCUCAUGGCUGCUGAGUGCGGGUACUCACCUGCUCAAUUCAAUGUGGCAUAUCUAUGUGAACAAAAUACGUUAGGUUUUCUGGAUCCUGCUGUUGCAUCAAACUGUAUGUGGAGAUAUUACAACCGUACAAUACAAAGUCAAAAUCCUGACACUUAUGCCUUCAUUAGGAUGGGUGACCUGUUGUGCGAGGGGCAGAAAGACUUGUAUUCUGCAGCAGUGAUGUACACGCUGGCAGCAGUAAGGAACGAGCCACAGGGAUGGUACAACCUUGGCCUCCUUGCUGAGGAGGGUUACAGGCUGCCACUGUCGGUAUUGAUUGACCUUGGUCUUUCAGAGCUGUACCUGGCAGACAACAGUUUGCUCCUGAGUGCUUUGUACAAAAGAUGCAGAGACUCAGAAAAUACAGAUUCAUACUUGCCGUGCAGCCUCGCCCUCUUCAAUGUGUAUCUUCAAUCAUUCCAAAGGGACUACAGGGCUGCUAUUAAGUUCUCCACUGCUGUUGUCGUGGUUGCAGCUCCAACGAUAUUCUUAAUCGUCCUCGGUGUGCUCAGGAGUCAUGGCCUGUCUCGCAACUAGAGCCAAGAUUCUUAAUAAGGAUGUUCAGUGCAACAAACUCAGGGACUAAGCAGCAAAGUCAACCUGCACAGCAACAGCAUUUUGUAUUAGUUUACAUCUGUUUACUAUGGGAUCACUGUAAAGAACAAAUGUGAAUGGACUCCAGGCUCCUCUGUUAUAGACCUUCAAUCUUCAACCUACACAUUUGUUGAUGCAGUUUUCCAGUUUUCAAUCACUUUUGUCUGGACCGAUCUCCCACUGUUUAAAAGGUCAAAAUUCAAUCUUAACGGCAAAUUUGUGUCAUCACAAUUAGAAGUCCGCAAGCCUGGCAGGCAAUAAUACAAUUUAUAAGGUCGUUCAAAACCAUUGUCCUCCCUGGCUCCAAUACACUGCAACAUUGAUUUUGAUUGAUUUAAGAUAUGGGAAGACCGGGAGAUUUUAAGUCUUCACAAGUCAGAUGUUAUUGUUGUUUAUUUGUUGAAAAUCAUAAUAAAUAUAUUGUU